Molecule: messenger RNA, 31291 nt
Organism: Pelobates cultripes (western spadefoot toad)
Lineage: Eukaryota; Metazoa; Chordata; Amphibia; Anura; Pelobatidae
Source: the annotation of a GenBank genome assembly
CUGGGACCUCAGUCUUAAAUAAACAGACUGUCUCACUCCUAUUUCAUCACAAGCUCUUUUCACAGAAUGAGAAUCAAUGGAAUAAAUCGCUUUCAUAGACGUUGGAAAAAGCCAUUUUUAACAGCAGGAUAUUAGUUGGGUAAGUGUUUUCAAUUUAAAUUAUAUCAGGCAAGCCUACAGCUAUUCAAUGUUUAUUUAUUUAUUUAUAAAAUAUUUUACCAGGAAAGGUACAUUGAGAUUUCUCUCGUUUUUAAGUAUGUCCUGGGUUUUUCCAAGUAUGUCUCACCAUCCAUUUCAUCCUAUUCUUUUCUGACAUCCCUUCAUCACAUAUCUUACUUUAAUUAAUGUUUGAAAUGUAAAAGACAAAGGACUUGGAACAAGGAGAUGAAAUAUCUACUAAAAACAAAGGUGGAUAUGACCAGAACAUAUAGGAAAUUUUAGAAAGAGACAUGAUGGGGAUUUAAAAUAAUUGUUAUAAAAUAUAUGAAGAAGAGGCAAUAUUAUGUAAUGUAUGUGUUGAAAGAGAGAGACAGAGUGUGUGUGUGUGUGUGUGUGUGUGUGUGUGUGUGUGUGUCAGUAGUUGAGAGAGAGAAAAAGAUAGCGAUAGGUUUGUGAAUGGAAUAUGAGAACAAGUGAAAACUAAUUAAAAAGAAUAGUAAAAUAGAGGAGUAUGAGAGGGGGAGUAUGAAAGAGAAACAUUAAAUCUCUAAAGUACUAAAAGUGGACAACCACCACGAAAAGCACUGAAUCACCAGGCACGUUUCAUUGGUGUCUCCUAUCCUUUUACAUUUUUUGCACCACUUUUUAGAACAUAGCAGUAUGGUAUGAGGCAAAUGUGGAUAGGAUAGUAAGAAGAGUGUGAACAUAAAAUAAAGAUUAACAAUUUGUGUACGUAACAUGGUGGAAAUAAGUAAAUGGGCAGUCUAAACACCAUAACUAUCUAUGGCCCAACCUCCCCACCCCCACAACAUACUGUUAAUGUAGAAGUUUCACUUCUUCUUUAUUAGCAAUAUCAAUUUCAGCCAUAUUGUGAUGGCAAAGAUAAACUAAGCCCAGUAGGUGAUGUCCUGUGCAAAAUUGAUUUUGCUAAUUCAGAAUUAGCAAUAAUGAGAGUGAGGGUCUAAGGUUGCCCAAAAAUGGCUUGACCAAGAAUUGGGGUACAGCGAUGUCAUCCCAAGUGCACCAUAACCACUGCAAUGGCAUGUAGAACUUAUGUUGAAAGAUCAAAGUCAGAUAAAUGUGAACAAGAUGAAAAGAUAAGUAGGAUCGAGGAGAGGAAGAAGGAAAAAAUGAAUGAUUUUGGUAUUAUAGAGAGAACUGAAUGGGUUAGGUAUUUGGAAGAAGCGAAAGCAAACAACACUUGAAUGUAAUUAAGAGAGGAUCUGAGAGGGAAUAAAAAAUUGGGUAAGGUGGUUGACAUACAAAGGGUUAUUUGCAAAAAAUUGAAUUAUCAAAAUUUAAACGCAAUUUCAAAGUGAAUUUCAAAAGUUAAGCAAAAAUAGUUCAAUUAAAACACUUCUCCAAGUCAAUUAUCUUGGCAUUUAAGCAAUUUUGUCCUUAAAUAUGAAAUGUACUUUGAAUUCCUGGAAAUCUCAAUUUAGUUAAUAACCCUGCUAGUUGUUGGUCUGUGGAAUAUAUACGCCAAAAAGAGAAAUUUGAGAAAGGCGGAGGAGAGGAAGAAUCGUGUGACAUUUUUGCAUGAGACGAAAGGUGGUAGACAGAGGCAAUUGGGCGAGAGGGGUAUUUUGAUCAAAAAAGUGAAUUGCAGCACAAAAUAAAUAAUUCAUUGAUAUAUGUGUAAAAGAUAAAAAUAUCAUUGAGAGUACAUGGGGAACAAAUAGGAUUGCAAGGAUUGUAAGAGGGAAGGAAUGAGUGAGCCAUGUAAGAUGAAAAGAUGUAAGUGAGGGCUAUGCUUUGUAAAGAUGUGAUGGUGUUUGCAUUGCUGAAAGGUUGUGAAUGAGGAGAGAAUAGUCUAUACUUGCAUCCAUAAACAAGUUUAACUGCAUAUUAAAAUUAAAAUCACUGCUUUUAAGAUAUCAAAAUGUGCGAGUGGUAUAUAGCACAUGAGGGAGAGAUAUUGGCUGUGAGAGCUCCCUUUGUAGGGUUAAAUUCUUGAAUUCACUCAUUCUCAUUUAGCAUUAGAUAGACCCACAAAGGUUCUUCACCCCGUAAUAUAAACACAACUGACCCCUUAGGACUUUACCAGGAUGUGGCCCCUUUCCCAUGCCUGUGUAGUGUCCCCUUAUCUUAUAGCUGUCAGUCUUCCUUUCAUUUCUCAAUCUUUAUCUUUACUAAAUCCAUACAGAAUUUGAGAAGGAGGCUGACAAUGGUAGCAUUCUAUUUAUAUUUUAGAUACAGUGUUCAUUAAUGUGAAUGGUGACAGCUUAUUUACAUGAGUAGGGUUGGCAGACCCUAUCCUCCAGGUUUUCUGCAUGUCUAUACCAGGACACUCUGCCCAUUCAGUAAUCCCAAAGAUCUCACCCCCUAUUCAUACCCGAAAAUGUAGUGUGGCAGAAAUGUAGUGUUUUCCAGCAAAAAAGUGUUAUCCCACCCAUUAAUGUUAUUACGAUUCAACUAACAGUGUUUUCAUAAAGCAGACAACUGCUGCUGUAAAGAAAGAGAAACCCACACUCAAUGUCUGCACUGUCUCAAAAACCCAGUAACUCUGCUACCUGUUCUAGCCUGCCGUGCUGUCAUGGGUUGAUUGGACUUGGGCUUAUGGGCCAGCACAUUAAUCAGCCCCAGGGGCAUAUACAACCGCAUUGCUAUGGAUGACAACAUUGGCUGGCUGUACUGCAUCCACACAUUAUGUUGGUUAAAAUAGAAAAGAAAAAUAGAAGCCCUCGGAUUUUCCACUGAAAUCAUCUAACCAUAGAGUAAAAUGAGUUUACGUGAAAUGUGAUAGUUAUAACCACACGGAACCUCGGCCAAGACCAAACUCUGGGGUUUUGGCUUAAUUUCCACUUGUCAGCAAAAAUCUCCACUUCCUCUCCUUUUUGCCUUUCUUUUGGGUCUACUAAGGACUGGAAUGAAAUCUUUGAAUCAUAUAGAAAUGAAAAUAUGUGUAUUGCCUUGCCUUGAAUUAAGGUGCACAUGUGCCUUUGGCAUAGAAGUAAUUAAAAGCAAGCCAGCAUAUAUCAGUUAUUAUAAAUAUCCGACAAGCUGUUAUGGGUAUAUGGCAAUCCAGGAAGUAAUGUAUUUGUGCUGCAAUUUUUUAGAGGAGUCGAUUUACUAAAUUGGGAAUUGUGAAUGACUGACAUGGCAAGCACAAUACUCAAACAUUACAUCCCAACAUUGAGAUUUAUAUAAUCGGAAUGGGUUGGCCUUCCAAGAGACAUCUCUGGCAAUACCCACCGAAGCAUACCCAAGAAGCGAGUGGGGAGCAUGUCAUCCUGGCAUAAAAAAUGCCAUGCUGACAUGCAACCUCCCAGCCAGCUCCAUAUGUGCAGGACCAUGCAUAAAACGCUACUAAAGCACUCUCUGCACCUGGACCGGUGCACUGGUUUUUGGCUAUACAGGCAAAGAUGCAUUUUGCCGCUUCCUGCAAAAAAUAAUGUGUCUUCACCUGUGUGUAUCUUAAAGCCCCUUUUGAAUUUCUUACCCCUUUUUGAAAUUCUUACCCUCUCUUCUUUUUCUUAUUAGCUCUUUUCAUUGUUUUAACCCUUUUAGUGUAUCUUAUGUGCCUUGUGUGCCUCUUAAAAAAUCCACUUUGUGUAUCUCAUACUUCCUCCCAGUCACUUUGUAUGUCUUCUCCCAGUUCCUUUGUGUCUCUCUUUCUCCACUUCUGCAGCUACUCUGUAUGCCUCUUUCCUCAAGCCCCCUUUGUGUGUCAUUUCACCCCAGCUCCUUUUUGUGCCCCAUGUCCUCUUUUUCCGCGCUUCUGUGUCUUGUCCUCAGCCCGCUGUCUCUCUUUCUCUGCCCAGCCUCUCUUUUGUCUCUUUCUGUCCAUCCACAGCUAAUACACUUGCACUGUGCUGCCCGAACACAGUUUCAGAUGCCAGGGAACUAAAUUGGGAUGGUGGGGCCGGACCACGAAAGUGGGAUUGUUGGAGCCAUGCUCUGACUACUGUUUUGGCCUAACAUUUGUGAUUUACUCAUAAAUCCCUCACAAUCCCAGCAACCCUGGUUUAGUAAAUAAACCCCAGAUAAUUUAAUAAUCUUGUGUUUUCUGAACAAGUGUGAACCCAUCAUUUCUAAACAAGGACUGUACUCUCUGUUCGCCGUGCAGUCAAGCAAAAAAAUUGACUCUGGCACUAUUCCAUUGUCAUUUGUCAACUUACUUGGUGUAACGGAUGUCCUAUACUCCGACUGAGUAUAUCUGUUGUGAUUCUCCCAUUUCCCAAGCGAAGCAGUGAUUAGAGCUCUUGGUUACCCAAACAUCAGCUGAGACUUGAUUAAAGGUAUAACAGGAUCUGUUUAUGGAAGGCCAGAUACACAGUGUUUAUGCACAGACCCCCACAGGGGAUCUCCAUCCACAGUAAUGUAAAACAUAAGCAUGCCCCGGCGUCACUUUGUCUCUGAGAUAAUGGUAUCUCCCAGGCACAGGAAGCCAACAGACAAAAACCCACAAAAUACACAGUACACAGUAAUGCAUCCCCACAUGCUCUACAUCCCUGGAGAGCUCCUGGUCUGAGUGAUCGGAUGUACAGAGCCUGAGAAAGCAUCGUGUAAAGUCUGGGCUCAAGGCUCUGUACACAACCGAAAACAGUUCCACAAGAUCACUUGGUUUAAGCCGGUAAAAGCGGCGGCCAUCAGGAGAAAUGGCGCGAACACGUAGCGGCCAAUGAGCAUUCAGGGAGGGAAGGUGUUUUGCUCGACUUGCUUAGGGUUCCUGUGAGGUCUACAGUUACCCGGUGAAAGGGUUUGUCCACUAUAGGUAGGGACCUUAAUUUUGCUUUGGGUGGUCUCCUCUCUUCUCUACCUGCUGACAGGUAUCACAGGUUCUGCAAUAUUCUUGUAGGUCACGCGACUCUGGGCCAGAAGAAUGCUUGUGUGAGCUGGUAAGAGGUUUUCCGAUUGCCUAAAUGCCCUGCUAGGGGAAUAUUGUGGCUAAGCUGUAGUAGCUUUGCCCGGUAUUUCUGCGGCACUACCAGCUGUCUUUUGGAAACCUUGGUGGACCCCUCUUAGUCCCUGCUGUUGCCCAGUAUAGUAGGUCUUCCACCCACUCGAACCGUUCCUUCCUUAACCCCUCUGCCCCAGUCGCUGCUAGCCUGCGGUACCCGGCUAACGUAGGGUCUACCCUAAGUUCCUUCCUGAAAUCCUGGUGUGUGUCCCAACCCGGGGGAAUGUGGUCAGUCAGGGACGGGGUGUUUUGCCUUACCUGCAGUUCCUCAGAGUGCUAAAGUUCGGCGUUCCGGGCUUGUCAUCGGGUGGUCACAGGGCAUGCCGUCACUGGUGGGGCCAGUGUAAACUGAGAGGUGAGGUCCCCUAAAUCGUUUCCCAAGAGCACCUCCGCCGGCAAUUCUUGCAUGAUGCCGAUGUCCGUGUAUUUAGCUCCAUUGCUCCAGUUAAGGUGCAUCCAGGCAGUCGGGAUGCGGUGGAUGGCUCCGCCGGCAACUCUAACGGCCACAGUCCGGCCGGUCUUUGCCGUGGGGCUAACCCAGUGAGGCUGUACUAGGCUCAAGAAGGCCCCUGUGUCUCUUAGCCCAUGAGCCUCCUUCCUGAUGAUUUUGAGAACCUGCCUAUGCUGGUCACGGUUGUCCUCGGCAGCUUGUACCGGGUCCAACUCAUGAAGCAUGGGCCAAAUUUCCUUGAUGGCAACUGGAUCACCCCCAGACUGGUCUUCCUUUGCACAGUGGCCCGCGGCUCGGGGCCGGUUACAUGGGGUUUCGUGCUACUCCGUCUGGCUUCGCUGUUUUCACCCGUGGCAUAGAGGGGGGGCGCGCAACGUGCUCUACUGCGGUAGCCGUGGGGGGGUUGUGCGGAGGGCCGGGAGUUAUAAGGUUGGGGUUGAGGUGGCGGGGUGUGGGGUGUGGGGUGUGGGUCGGGUCAUGAGGCCGAGGGACAGAAUGACCUGAAUGUCCUGCAACUCAUCAGCCAGCCGGGCAUCCUGCACUGUGAGGGGUUUCCGGUCCUUGACCCAGUCUUGGACCUCCGGUGUGAUGAGGUCAAAAAAUUGUUCUAAGAGGAUCAGUUGGAUGGCAUCCUCCAACGUUACUACUUGGCACCCUUGUAACCAGUUAUGGGCUGUCCAUUGCAUACGGAAGGCAAACUCCGUGAAUGAGUCCUGGUGCCCUUUCCGUACAUCUCGGAACUUCCCCUGGUGGGCCUCUGGGGUCACAGCAUACCGGGCUAGCAGUUUUUCUUGCCUACUUCAAAGAGCACUCUCCCUGGUGCUACCCACGUGGAGAUUUCCACAAGUGAGAGGUGCGAGCCCUAGCCAACACUAUGAAACUAGAAGGCGGCUUCACAACUGCAGAGACCUGCCGACCAAUGGGAGAACCAUGAAAAUUAGUUUUGCGUGCUUUAUCCCGAGGGCUGGGCUGGGACAAAGGGGUUGCGGGGAGCGGGAGGGUUGCACUCUUUUGGGGGACACAGUCAUAUUGACACAGUUUGUUGCACUUGGGUUUCAUCAAGACCACAUACCCUGCUCUUCAUAUUCUCCUUUACAGUUAGGUGUACUGAGCUAGGCAGGGCUAUGCAGGCCCACACUUUUUGUUUAAGAACAUGGGCUGAGGACUUUCAUCAACUGUGAGAGACUGGGACGUCUCCAUGGCACUCAUGGCGCCAUAACUACUACAGCGGGCUGUAGUGAUAAUGGUACUUGGAGUGUUCCUUUAAAAGACAAUAGUGUCUAAAGGAUGCAGUUGGUAGCAAAAAUGUUUGCAAAACCUUUUAUGAUAACCAACUGUUAUUCUGUUUGAUCAUGUAGUGGCUGAGGCUUUUCUGAGAGUGUUUGGAACCAAAGCCGUUUGCUUUGUGUUUGUUCCAAAUUAAUGUAACACAUUCUCUUAUAGUGCACUCAUACAUACUAUAUAUCAUUUUUAAAGGAUAUAUAGUUUUUUAAAAUCUAAUAUCCUAUAUGCAUGCAUAGCACAACAUUAAUCAUUAAUAAACUCUUCACAGUUUUUCACAGAAUUUCUACACAGUUAGUGAAAUAAAAUAAAAAUAACUCAAAAUAGAUUCACUUUCUAGUCCUGAUCAUUAAAAUGCGCAGUGCACAGUAUGUCUAGGAUUUCACAUUUUUGAGAGAAUAGUGGUUUUCAAAACUAAACCUUUGCAAAAUUUGGUCUGUUGAGACUAUAACCUAUUAUAAUUGUAGUCAUAAAAUCCCAAACUUCUACACAAAAGCAUGCAUUUGUAGAAGGUAGACCCCCCUAAAGAAUUUAAUUUAAGCAGCACUAUCACCAUCGGUGGGCUUUGCCGAAUUCAGCAUUCCCCGAUGGUGAGAUCACCGCUGGUGGUUUGGUGGCUGUGGGGGGGCUGUUAAGGGUAAAAUUACUUAUCUGAACCUUUCCAGCGCGGGUGCUGCUGUCUUGAUUGCACUGCUACUCUUCAACACCAGGAUCCAGCAUCACUACUGCACUUUAACGCAUGAGGUCUAUAGACUAACCCCUGGGUUCCUUCAUAGAUCCAGUUUACUUUGUCUCUGUAUAUCUCUUGACAGGAUUGGGAUUUCAGUGAAAUUCCAACACAGUCAUAAUGAGUAUUUCAUAAAGAUUCUAUCUUAAUGAAAUACUCUUUUUUUUUUUUAGGUGGGGUUGACAGUGACACUUGAAGAGCAUUUGCCAUUUCUUUUCAUUUAACCCCUUAAGACCGGAGGGCGUACUAUUACGCCCUAUUCUAAGCGGCUCUAAACGCCGGUCUUUCGGUACUUACCCGGUCGCCGGCGAUCCCACGCCAGCGAUCGCGGUGGGGUGGACUCCCAGGGAGCCCCCCGCGGCACGUCCGUCCUCCUCGAAGCCCCUCUGCCGUGUGAGAGUGGGGUCCUUGCGAGGAUCCCACAAUCACAUGGCCGGGGGUAGCUGGCAGCAGCAUUGCCAGCAGGGGGACUGCCUGUAAUGACAGGUGGUCCCCCUGCUGGCUUAAAAUAAAAUAAAUAAAUAGUGUAAAAAAAUAAUAAUUUAAAAUUAGAUCAUAUAUAUAUUAUAUAUAUAUAUGAUCUAAGUACAUAUAUAUACACAUAUACAUACACACACGUACACCGUCUAGGUGUAUUUUACUAUUAAUAUAUAUAUAUAUAUAUAUAUAUAUAUUAAUAUCAAAUUACACGUAGACUGAUACUGAUUAAAUAUAUAUAUAAUUAUUGUUAUAUAUAUAUUUAUAUAUAAUAUAAAAAAAAUAAAAAUGUAAAUACGUUAAAAAAUAAAAUUAAAAAAAUAAUUGAAAAUAAAUAAUUAAAAAAUAUGUAGAUGUGUGUUAUUUCAUUCUAACUGUAUUGUGAAAUUAAUAUAUAUAUAUAUCAAAAUACACGUAGAACGAAAUAAUAUAUAUAUCUAUAUACAUAAAUAUAUACGUAUAUAUCACUAUAUAUAUACCUAUAUAUAAAUAAAAAUAUUUUAAAAAAAUUAUAUAUAUAUAUAUAUAUAUAUAUAUAUAUAUACAUAUAUAUUCACAUACGUAUAUAUAAACAUAUAUUAAUUCUACAUAUAUUUAUGUAAUAUUUUUACAUAAUUGGGUAUCUUAAUUAAUUACAAUUAGCGGGACCUGCCUGACAACCCAUGCCGAAAGUAAAGGGAAUUUAAUUUGCUAGCACUAUAUUUAACCCUAUAACUUUCCAAGACACCACAAAACCUGUACAUGGGGGGUACUGUUCUACUCGGGGGACUUCAUUGAACACAAAUAUUAGUGUUUCAAAACAGUAAAAUGUAUUACAACGAUGAUAUCGCCAGUAAAAGUGAAGUUUUUUUGCAUUUUUCACGCACAAACAGCAUUACACGGACAAUAUUAUUGCUGUGAUACCUUUUACUGUUUUGAAACACAAAUAUGUGUUCAGCGAAGUCUCCCGAGUACAACAGUACCCCUCAUGUACAGGUUUUAUGGUGUUUUCAAAAGUUACAGCAUCAAAUAUAAGGCUUGCGUUUCAUUUUUUUCACAUUAAAAUUCGCCAGAUUGGUUACUUUGCCUUUGAGACCCUAUGGUAGCCCAAGAAUGAAAAUUACCCCUAUGAUGGCAUACCAUUUACAAUAGUAGACAACCCAAGGUAUUGCAAACAGGGUAUGUCCAGUCUUUUUUAGUAGCCACUUAGUCACAAACACUGGCCAAAAUUGGCGCUUUUUGCAUUUUUCACACACAAACAAAUACUAACGCUAACUUUGGCCAGUGUUUGUGACCAAAUGGCUACUAAAAAAGACUGGACAUACCCCAUUUGCAAUACCUUGGGUUGUCUACUAUUGCAAAUGGUAUGCCAUUAUGGGUGUAAAUUUCAUUCCUGGGCUACUAUAAAGUCCCAAAGGCAAUGUAACCAAUCUGGCGAAUUUCAAUUUCAAAUGUAACGUGCUAUAUUUGACCCUGUAACUUCCCAAAACGCUAUAAAACCUGUACAUAGGGGGUACUGUCUUACACGUGAGACUUUACUGAAUACAAAUAUGUGUAUUUUAUUGCAGUAAAAGCAAACAGUAUUAUGACACUGACCGUUAAAAUGUCAUGUAGAACUAAAAAAAUAAAAAUAAAUCGUAUUUUCUCCCAUUUUUUCAUAUUAAAUUAUGUUUCAUAGCUAAAUAUUUGAUAUUAAAUGAAAGCCCUGUUUCCCCUGAAUAAAAUGAUAUAUAAUAAGGGUGGGUGCAUUUACUAUGAAAGAGGUGAAUUACGGUUGGACAGACAUGUAGCGCAAAUGCCAGGUUUUGUUUACAUUUUGUUUUGUUCACAACGUGUACAUUUGGCUCCGUCCUUAAGGGGUUAACUAUUAUAUCAAAAACAUCUGCCAGUUCUGCUGGUUAUAUUUAAUCCCUCAUGUUUUUCACACAUGAUUAAUUUCACAGACAGGGAAUUUCACAGACAGUGUUUGUAAAACUACUGCAAAACCCCAUGUUUGCAUUUCUGAUCUUGAGCACAACAAUACCCACCAUGUAGACCUUUCCCAGUUAAAAAAUGUCUUUGAGGAAGAAAGGAUUCUGAAAAAGGUUUAUUUUUUAUUUUGCAUGUUCAGUUUUAUCUUACAGAAAUCUGCAGAGAUCUUUAAAGACCACUUGCUGAAUUGUCCAUUUCAAAAUGACCUUUCAUGGCCUUCUGUAUAUGAUUGUCAUGCCUUGUUUCUGCCUAUCACAAUUAUCAAGUAGUGAACAUUCAUUGAACAAUAAUACCAGUCGACCCAAGUGCACCUAUACCUUUGUGGUUCCACAGCAGAAGAUAACUGGGGCUAUAUGUGUGAGCACAGCAAGAUUUCCUGAAGCAUUUGGAGCAAAUAGAAGUGAGGUACAGGAGCUGAAAGAAGAAUUAAGUCGUCAGCAAACAGAGAUUAAGGAGCUGAAAAAGCUUGUGGAAGUGGACCAUGAUGUGGCCACAGAAAUGGAGCAACUACGUAAAGAAAGCAGGAGCAUGGGGUCCCGUCUUAGUCACCUCCAAACUCAGCUGCUCCAUGAAGUCAUCCUACGGAAAAAUGAGUCUACAGAAAUAAUACAGGGUGAAAACAGAGGAAUCAAUGCCACCUCUGAAGUUCUCAAGUUGGCUUCUAAAUACAGGGACCUCCAAGAGAAAUAUAAUUUCCUGGCUUCUGUAAUCAACAACCAGAGCUUGACCAUAGCACGUUUGGAAGAACAAUGUCUCCAAAACCUUGUUCGCCACCAAGCAGACCAGGUACAUUGAUUUUUUUUAUUUUUAUUUUUUUUUUGGCAUAGGAAGGGAAAAAUAAAAUUAAAUUAAGUAAUGUCAUUUGAUGAAUCUCCACAUUAGACGUAAACACACAUCACUUGAUAUGAAAUUAACAAGGUUUAUUUACCAAAAUAUAGUAGGAAAUUGCUUUUACUCAAAUAAUAAGCUAGAGCAAAUAUCAUAUAAGGUAAACAGGCAUUAAAAAUAAUCAAUAGUACUGGUGGAAUAUUCAUAUUAAAGGACCACUAUAGUGCCAGGAAAACAUACUCGUUUUCCUGGCACUAUAGUGCCCUGAGGGUGCCCCCACCCUUAGGGACCCCCUCCCGCCCGGCUCUGGAAGGGGGAAAGGGGUUAAAUCUUACCUUUUUCCAGCGCUGGGCGGGGAGCUCUCCUCCUCCGAUCCUCCUCUUCUCUUCCCCGUCAGCUGAAUGCGCACGCGCAGCAAGAGCUGCGCGCGCAUUCAGCCGGUCACAUAGGAAAGCAUUCAUAAUGCUUUCCUACGGACGCUGGCGUGCUCUCACUGUGAAAAUCACAGUGAGAAGCACGCAAGCGCCUCUAGCGGCUGUCAAUGAGACAGCCGCUAGAGUAAAUAGGGGAAGGCUUAACCCAUUAAUAAACAUAGCAGUUUCUCUGAAACUGCUAUGUUUAUGGAAAAAUGGGUUAAUCCUAGCUGGACCAGGCACCCAGACCACUUCAUUAAGCUGAAGUGGUCUGGGUGCCUAGAGUGGUCCUUUAAUGUGUGUUUAAACACCUCAAAAAAGUAUUCAUAUUAUAAAUGGUUUGUCUUUAAUGUACUGUAUAGAACAGGUCCAAUUUAACAGAUUCCAUAAACCAAUACCUGUGAGUGAUCAGCAAUCCAAGGAGUCUCAUUGAUAGUCCACACAUCCCACCAUGCAAGUAAUGGCAAGUAAAGAAAUAGCAUAAGUAUUUAAUCUGGUUAGUGAACGUGGAAUGCAAAACUAACAGUUUUAUUCACUAAAGGGAGAAUGGUUGAGCAAUCAACAUGAAUUCAAAGUGAAUUUAAAAUUUAGGACCAAAAUAGCCAAAUUUGACAAAAAUACUCCAAUUCUGGUAUGCUUCCAGUUCAGUGAUAUUGACCUUGGAUUUGAAAUUGACUUUGAUUUCACUACGAGUUCCCAAGAUUCUAAUUUUAAUGAAUAACCCUGUAAAAGUAAAUACUAAGAAUUUUGCAGUUGGUAUUGACUGCACUGAAUGAUCUGAACUACAAAGGACCCAGUAGAAGGAGAGGACACCCACAGAGACAUGUAGUAAGGAUAUCACUGCCUUUUUGUAUUUUUACUGUUUGUCUAAAACCAGGUUGUUACUGAAAGCAGCUCACUCAGUGCUGUCAGUGGCUGAGCUGUGUACAUACAUUGCUAAGGAAAUGUAUCUGGAAUGAGAGAGUGUGGCUAAGAUGUGUUUGUAUCUGUGUGUCAGUGUGUGCAUGUGCCAGUAUGUGUGUGUAUCUGUGUGUGCAUUUGUCAGUAUGUGUGUCUGUGUGUGUGUAUUUGUGUCAGUAUGUGUGUCUGUGUGUGUAUUUGUGAUUUUCAGUGUACAUGUGUCAGUAUGUAUAUCUGUGUGUCAGUAUGUGCAUGUGUCAGUAUAUGUGUGUUAGUGUGUGCAUGUGUCAGUAUGUGUUUUUGUUUAUCUGUGUGUGUAUAUGUCAGGGUGUCUGCAUGUGUCAGUGUGUGUCUGUGUCUAUGUGUUUGUAUCUGUGUGUGUGUGUGUGUAUCUAUGUUUUUAUAUAUAUGUAUCUGUGUGUUAAUGUGUGUGUGUGUGUAUGUAUGUAUGUAUGUGGCAGUGUAUGUGUGUGUGUGCAUGCAUCCAAGAAGUCAAACACCAGCACAACAUACAAACACACUUCUGCAAGCUAACACAAAUAUCACAUACAAAUACACCCCUGCAUUCAAACUCCAACAUUAUAUACAAACACACCCCUUCAUUCAAACACCAAUACUACACACAAACGUACAUUCGCAUUUAAAAGGCAAAGCACACCCUGGCAAUCAAAUGCAAACAUUUCUUACACACACUCCCUUGUAUUAAUACACCUAGAUUAUAUACAAGCACCCCUUGCAUUCAAACACUACACACAAAUACCCCACUGCAUUCAAUGGCAAUAGUACACAUACUAAUACACCCCUACAUGCACAUAAAUUCUAUACAAAAACAUGCUUACAUUGAAGCUCACAAACACUGCUCACGAAUACAACCCUGCAAGGAUGGGCAAAUGGUGGAUCCUCUGAUCUGUUGUACAAUAUGUUGAAGUUGUACGGCAGAUGAGGAUCUACCUUUUGGCCACCCUUGGACUAGAGGAAGGCUCAAAAAAACUUUCUUGCACGAGGGCCCUCCCUACAUUAAUUCUGACACUGAUCACUAUCCAGUGGUGGUUGGUAUUGUGUUUCCUAACUGUGAGUUUGUUUGUAUAAUAAGUGUUUUUAUGCAUUUUCCUUGCUGGUUCUACAUGUUUCUUACAUAUUUGCAGUUGUAUAGGAUUAAAUGGGAUGAUUACUGCCAUGAUUAAAGCACUGUUAUGAGAGUGGCAGAGUUCUUCUAUUUCUACCGAGUACUGGGAAUAGAAUGCUAAAGCAAUUAUAGCCUUUCCCCAAACACCAGUCAAGACUUGGCAAAGAGAUAAAAUAAUAAUGCCUUAUUGGGACAAUAGUCACUUAUUUAUAGGGACAGAACAGGUCAUCAACCUGAACAGUGGGUCACCUCUCUGGCAACUCUGUGUAUGGAGAAUAAUGCAAUUAACAAGGAAAUUAUUUUAUUAACUUUCAGAAAACAGGGCGCCUUACAACAAUAUUCCCAAAAUAAUACCUGUGACAUAACCUCAGUUCUGCCACUAUGAAGAGACUUCCCUUAAGAGGUGUUCUCACACUCCCUGAGGUUCUCCUUCACCUGGCACAGCCCAGAAGAGCACCUGCACUCCAACGAUAGUUUUUUUGUUUUUUUUAUUUAAAAAAACUAUCUUGAUUUGUAAGAAAAUUAGAGGAAACUCUAAAGAAUAAAGACCCUAAGUUGAAUGGUAUUUACUUAUUUAUUUGCUUGUUUCUUUGCUCCCAACUAACAGUGGAUUAUAGUUAUGUUUUGCACAUUGUUUUAUAUGUAGUGAUUCUUAGAAUUACAUUGUUUUCUUUAUUAUUAUUAUUAUUUUAUUAUUUAUAUAGCAUCAUCAGAUUCCGAUUUAUGAACCACAAUGUGCAUUUAGUCUACUUAUGAUACUGGAAGCAACAAACAGUUAUAAAAAAAAAAAAACUUAAAUCCCAAAUCAUAUUUGAUGUAAUAUAUUGUUUCCAGCAAAGCAAUUGAUUGAUUUUAAUAUUUCCAGGAUCCAAUUCACAAACCACCAGCUGAUGGUUCUCCUACUGAUGGAAGAACAAAGCACAACAUUGAGAUUCAGGACGACCAAACCAAAGAUGCAUCUGAUAGAAAGGAGGUACCUUCAACGGAACCAGCCUCCAGUGCUCCUACUGUUAUGACUACAGAGGCCACCGAGUCUUUAGGUACCUGCAGAAUAAUAUUAUUAUAUGUCAACUCAUGAAUAACAGUCUCAAAAUAGUGUAAGUGAAAUAUGUAAAAUCCGAAUCUAACAAAAAAAAAGGAAAUUAUGAAAAAAAAUAUAUAUAUCUAUAUAUACAUAUAUAUAUAUAGAUAGAUAGAUAGAUAGAUAGAUAGAUAUAUCCAUCUAAAACAAACAAAGGUAACAAAAUACUGAUUGGCUUAGAGAGUCGGGUGUCCGCUCUAGCCAAUCAGCGGCGCCCCUGCCAGGUGGCACUCCGCGCUUCCUAAAACUCAAUUUCAGAAGCCAUAUGCCGCCGGGGGAACUGCAGAACUGGCACUGGACUGGAGGCAAUCUUUGGUGUUUGAGUUUAAGCCCCUUUAGGUGGGCGUCCUGGCACCAUAACUUCCUUUUGAUUAAGUUGUUAUGGUGACCAUAGUUUUCCUUUAAUACACUGCACUCCACAGUCUUGAUUAUAUGGUUUGGUCAGUUUAAUGACAGGCAAACUUAAAUCCUUCCACUGCGUUAGUGUACACCACAUCUGGUUUUAAGCUAUGCCUUCAAAUACUUCUAAUAUAGUAUUCUUGAGACUUCAAUCUCCAGUUUAUGCCAUUUUCCUCUAACCAAUCUUUCACUUUUCUAUCCCCUGAUAUAUAUAUAUAUUUAUUUACAUUCCACUCUGCAGGACCAGCUAGUAUUUUCUCAAUCCAAUGCUAGUUAGUAAGAAUUAAAUAUCAAAAGAGGCCAUAUAUCAAAAGGUGCAGAAUAAAGAAAAGAUCCCUGCGUACAAUAUUUAUUGCUGUCACCUCAAAAAAAAAAAGCGAGCCGAACGCCCUCAUGGAUGAAAUGUGGUCAACCAAACAAUUAUUUGUGGUGAAUUAAUUCGGGCAAAUCGAAUUUUGCCACCAUGCACAAUUCUAAUGUAAAAUGUUGAUCAAAGUUGUAUACAUUUUACUAAACAGGAACAUCUCUAAAGCAAAGCACUUCACAUACAGCAAUCACCAUAGAAUAAGUUCCUGCUGCUUUCUCUGGGAUUUGCACUUUGUCUCAGAAUUGCUUACAUUUUGCCAUGAUAAAUAUGACCCAUACAGUUGCAAGAAAAAGUAUGUGAACCCUUUAGAAUGAUAUGGAUUUCUGAACAAAUUGGUCAUAAAAUGUGAUCUGAUCAUCAUCUAAGUCACAACGAUAGACAAUCACAGUCUGCUCAAACUAAUAACACACAAAGAAUGAAAUGUUGCCAUGUUUUUAUUGAACACACCAUGUAAACAUUCACAGUGCAGUCGGAAAAAGUAUGUGAACCCUUGGAUUUAAUAACUGGUUGAACCUCCUUUGGCAGCAAUAACUUCAACCAAAUGUUUCCUGUAGUUACAGAUCAGACAUGCACAACGGGCAGGAGUAAUUUUUGACCAUUCCUCUUUACAGAACUGCAAAAUAUCUUGAUAAACUUGGGAAUUCAUUUUUCCUUCAAUGAUAGCAAUCCAUCCAGGCCCUGACGCAGCAAAGCUGCCCCAAACCAUGAUGCCCCCACCACCAUACUUCACAGUUGGGAUGAGGUUUUGAUGUUGGUGUGCUGUGCCUUUUUUUCACCACACAUAGUGUUGUGUGUUUCUUCCAAACAACUCAACUUUGGUUUCAUCUGUCCACAGAAUAUUUUGCCAGUACUGCUGCGGAACAUCCAGGUGCUCUUGUGCAAACUGUAAAUGUGCAGCAAUGUUUUGUUUGGACAGCAGUGGCUUCCUCUGUGGUAUCCUCCCAUGAAAUCCAUUCUUGUUUAGUGUUUUACGUAUUGUAGAUUCGCUAACAGGGAUGUUAGCAUUUGCCAGUGACUUUUGUAAGUCUUUAGCUGACACUCUAGGAUUCUUCUUCACCUCAUUGAGCAGUCUGCGCUGUGCUCUUGCAGUCAUCUUUACAGGACGGCCACUCCUAGGGAGAGUAGCAGCAGUGCUGAACUUUCUCCAUUUAUAGACAAUUUGUCUUACCGUGGACUGAUGAACUGCAAGGCUUUUAGAGAUACUUUUAUAACCCUUUCCAGCUUUAUGCAAGUCAACAAUUUUUAAUCGUAGGUCUUCUGAGAGCUCUUUUGUGCGAGGCAUCAUUCACAUCAGGCAAUGCUUCUUGUGAAACCCAGAACUGGUGUGUGUUUUUUAUAGGACAGGGCAGCUGUAACCAACACCCUCAAUCUCAUCUCAUUGAUUGGACUCCAGUUGGCUGACAUCUCACUCCAAUUAGCUCUUGGAGAUGUCAUUAGUCUAGGGGUUCGCAUACUUUUUCCACCUGCACUGUGAAUGUUUACAUGGUGUGUUCAUUAAAACAUGGCAACAUUUCAUUCUUUGUGUGUUAUUAGUUUAAGCAGACUGUGAUUGUCUAUUGUUGUGACUUAGAUGAUGAUCAGAUCACAUUUUAUGACCAAUUUGUGCAGAAAUCCAUAUCAUUCCAAAGGGUUCACAUACUUUUUCUUGCAACUGUAUGUGUUUUACUGAUAUUAUCAAGUGAGUGACUGUAGGAUAAGCAUACAUAGAACAGUAGUAUAGAUAGUAAAAUAUUUGGGAGCUUGGAAAAAAUAUAUUUUUAAAAGCAAGUUCUAACUGUUGUGUAACAGGUCCUUGGCUGGAUUGCUAUGAUGUACUCUUAGAUGGGAAGACAUCCAGUGGCAUCUACGUUCUGAAACCAUUAGUCGGAAACCAGGUGAUGCAAGCCUGGUGUGACCAGGAAGUAGCAGAGGGAGGGUGGACAGUCAUCCAAAGAAGACAGGACGGAUCUACCAAUUUCUUCACAACCUGGCAUAACUACAAGGUGAGUCCAUUGCUUAAAGGAACACUAUAGUCACCUAAACAACUUUUGCUUAAUUAAGCCAUUUUAGUGUAUAGAUCAUGCCUCUCGGGUUUCACUGCUCAAUUCUCUGCCAUUUAGGAGUUAAAUCACUUUGUUUCUGUUUAUGCAGCCCUUGCCACACCUCCCCUGGCUCUGAUUGACAAUUUUUUUUGACAAUCAAAAAAAAAAACUGGUUUCACUUUCAAUCAGAUGUAAUUUAUCUCAAAAUUUUUAUCUCUUGCUCUGUAAAUUGAACUUUAGUCACAUACAGGGUCUAGCAAGCUAUUAAGGGGAUACAAAAAUCUAAAUUAAACAGAACUUGCAAUAAAGGAAGGAUAAACUUUAGAUGACUCUUUACAGGAAGUGUUUAUGGAAGGCUGUGCAAGUCACAUGCAAGAAGGUGUGACUAGGGUUCAUAAACAAAGGGAUUUAACUCCUAAAUGGCCGAGAAUUGAGUAUUGAGACUGCAGUGGCAUGUCCUAUACACCAAAACUGCUUCAUUAAGCUAAAGAUGUUUUGGUGAGCCUAGUGUCCAUUUAAUCUGACAUUUGUAUUUUCCACUUUAUCUUUUCUGGCAUUUUCCUUGCCAUGUAGAGAAUAAUAUUAUCCCAGUACAUUAGAAUUCAAAUUCUACAAAUAUUACUUUCCACUGCCACCCAAUACACCUCUCUUGCUCUUUUUUCCUAACUUACCAAUUCAAACGUCACUCUGUCUGUUCUAAUUACCUUCUUUUUUACUCCACAAUUUUACCAUCUAGUCUAUUUCAACACUAUUACUUUCUUUAUAUGUCCAUAUUUCCCUGUACCUACUUUGGCAAUUCUGUGUCAUGCCAGCAUGGAUUUGGCCACUUGGACGGUGAAUAUUGGUUGGGCCUGGAGAACAUUUAUUGGCUAGUCAGCCAAGGGAGUUACAAGCUUUUGAUCCUUAUGGAAGAUUGGCAAGGUCGGACCGUUCAUGCUGAGUAUGACUAUUUUCGCCUGGAACCAGAGAGUGAUUUCUACCGAUUGCGUGUGGGCCUUUAUCGUGGCAAUGCUGGUGAUUCGCUCUCCUGGCAUAAUGCCAAACAAUUUACAACCCUGGAUAAGGACAAGGAUUCUUACACUGGUAAGUCACAUUGCCAAACUAGAUAUUUACUCGUCAACAAUGAGAUGCUGUGUGGUUUUUGCGUUUUUUUUCUCCCAUUGGUGACAUCAUAAUGAGCAAAUGGUAAAAAAGUGAAUGCUUAUGAUUUAAAGGGAUACUAUAGUCACCAGAACAACUAUAGCUUAAUUGAGUUGUUCUGAUUUCAACAGCCUGUCCCUGUAGGUUUUUCAGUGUAAAUGCUGCCUUCUCAGAGAAAAGACAUUAGUGUUUACAAUAGCAUCUGGGGACUGCUGUAGUGGCAGUAACUCAUACAGCCACUAGAGGUGCUUCCUGGGUCAGUACUGCACAAUAUGCAGCACUGAUGUUCAGUAUCUCCAUGCUCUGCAUAGAGGUGCAGAAACGUCCUCAUAGAGAUGCAUUAAUUCAAACUCACCUUCUUAUCCAGAGAAAACUGGGGUCGGGACCUUAACUGUUAUUUUAGAACAAUAGUGUCAGAAAAUGCACGUUUGUAUUCCUGACACUAUAAAUAAAUAAUUGUUGAGUGAUGCAUCUCCCUUUAUAUUGUUGUAUGGUUACAGGGGCAUCUGGCCAUUAGUGAAUAAGACCUUUAGAAUACUUCUCCAAGCUAUAUACAGUCAAUUAUUCAUGGUUAGGGAGUGCUACCGUACCGAAUGGUCAAUAUAAAAUAAAAUAAAAACAUUAAAAGAGAAUGAAGUUAAGAGAAACAAGCUAGAAAUAUACUUUAAAUAAUUAAAUAAAGCAAAGGGAUGGAUGACAAGCAGCCAAUAUUUCAUGCAUAUGGAGGGAUGAAGACUAGAAAGCAACUUUAGAGUUAUUUUAGUGGAUGGGUCCAAUGAAUUAUUAAUGCUGUUUGGUUUCCUAAUUAAAAUUUUGUUUAGUGCAUCUGCCUCAUUCAUUCAGUAUUCUCACACUCAAAAAAGAUGAUUCAUCGUCAUAUUCCGGUUAUUUUCAGUCUGUUUCCCAUGAAUGAUCUUUGUUGAUAUUUAUCUCUAUAUUCCACUGACAGUCUAUGUAAUUACAGGCUCUCCUGUAACCUUUCCUUGUAAGUUUUAUCCUGCAAUCCAUGAACCAGUUUAGUAGCCCUUCUCUGAACUCUCUCCAAAGUAUCAAUAUCCUUCUGGAGAUACGGUCUCCAGUACUGCGUACCAGGGGCGUACUUAGAGCAUUUGGCACCCGAGGCGGAUCCUGUGCUUGGCACCCCCUCGCCCCCUCCAAAAUAAAAAAAACCUGUAAAAAAAAAUGUUAGGCCCUCCUACAAAACCCUUGUCCUGCCCUGCCCCAUCCUACAAAACCCCCGUCCUGCCCCCUUCUACAAAUCCUGUACUGCCCCCGUCUACAAAACCUCCGCAACCCCCUUCCACAAAUCCCCCGCUUAUCCCCCCUUAUAAAGACUCCUGCCCCAAUACAAAACCCCUGCCCCCUUCUACAAACUCCCUGCAGCCCCACACACACAUUUACAGGCAGACAGUCACACACUCAGUUACAGACAGACAGUCACACACUCAGUUACAGGCAGACAGUCACACGCACACAGUCACAGACAGUCAUGCACACAGUUGCAGGCAGACAGUCACAUAUACAUUGACACACACAACAGCAGCAGACAGUCAUAUGCACACAGUCACAGACAGUCACACACGGUUACAGGCAACAUCAAACAGUCACAGGCAGACAGUCACGCAUACAUAGUCACACACACAGUUAUAGGCAGACAGUUACACACACAGUCAGUUACAGGUAGUCACACACAUUCAUAGCCAGACAGUUACGCACAUAGUUACAGACAGUCACAUAUACAGUCACUCACACACAUAGUCACAGGCAGAGAGUUACACACACACACAUACAGGCAGACACACACACACAGUUACAGGCAGACAGUCACAUAUACAUUGACACACACACACGACAGCAGCAGACAGUUUCAUGCUCACAGUCACAGACAGAUAUUCACACACGGUUACAGGCAACAUCAAACAGUCACAGGCAGACAGUCAGGCAGACAGUUACACACACAGUCAGUUACAGGUAGUCACACACAGUCAUAGCCAGACAGUUACACACACAGUCAGUUACAGGUAGUCACAUACAGUCAUAGCCAGACAGUUACACACACAGUUACAGGCAGACAGUCUCACACACACACACACAAACACACAUACACACACAGUUACAGGCAUACAGUUACACACACACACACACACAUACACACACACAUAAAAUUACUGGCAGACAGUUACACACAGACAGUCUCACACACACAGUUACAGGCAGACAGUUACACACACACAUACACACACAAAGUUACAGGCAGACAGUUAUACGCAGACAGUUACACACACAGUUACAGGCAGACAGUUUUACACACACACAGACACACAGUCACACACUCUUACUUACAGGCAGUGGGCUGGAGGAGGACUGGAGUCCUUCUCUGAAGCCUGUGGAGAAGCAGACAUUCCAUCUUGCUGCACCUCCUAACAGCCGGGAUAAGGGCCAUAUUAAGCCCUGCCCCCGCUGCCGGUUUGGCUCCGCCCCUGAUCUCGCUUAGCUCCGCACCCACUUUGCCUCCGUGCUGCCAGGGUAAUGGCACCCCCUACCCUGUUGGCACCCAUGGUGGACCACCCCCUCCGCCCCCCCUUAGUACGCCACUGCUGCGUACAAUACUCCAAGUGAGGCGUGAGCACUUCCCUCUUUCUACUGCUAAUACCUCUCCCUAUACAACCAAGCAUUCUGCUAGCAUUUUCUGCUGCUCUAUUACAUUGUCUGCCUACCUUUAAUCAUCUAAAAGAAUUACUUCUAAAUUCCUUUCCUUAGAUGUUGAGGUUAGGACUCUUUAAAAUAUUCUGUACUCUGCCCUUGGGUUUUUACGUCCAAGAUGCAUUAUCUUGCACUUAUCCACAUUAAAUGUCAGCUGCCACAACUCUGGCUAUUUUUCUAGUUUACCUAAAUCAUUUGUCAUUUGGCUUAUCCCUCCUGGAACAUCAACCCUGUUACAUAUCUUAGUAUCAUCAGCAAAAAGACAUACCUUACCAUCAAGACCUCCUACAAUAUCACUUAAAGAGAAUGGGUCCAAGUACAGAUCCCUGAGGUACCCCACUGGUGACAAGUCCAAGCUUUGAAUAUACUCCAUUGACUACAACCCUCUGUUGCCUGUCACUCAGCCACUGCCUUACCCAUUCCACAAUAUUGUAAUCCUAACUUAAAUAUUGCAGUUUAUUAAUAAGCCUUCUAUGAGCAACAGUGUAAAAUGCCUUACUGAAAUCUAGGUUGGUCUUACCAGGCACCCCUGCUGGCUGCCAUACUUUUCUCAGGCUCCUGACCUCUCCAGGAAUUAUCUUAAUUUUAACCUCAUAAUUCCUCAGAAAUAUUUCAAGGACCAAUAUCAACGCCACAUAUCAUACAACUGGAUUUACCAAAAUUGAACAGAUGGCAUUACUAAACUGAGAUACACAACGGAUUGAAAUAUACUUCCACUGGACAAUCUUACUACCAGGAAGAGAUACCUUCAGCUGAGCACCACAAACAAGGUAUAUUUAAACUAAAAAAACUACUCACCCCAUGUGUAAAUUGGGUUUUGGAUUUGAUCAUCCAUUCAGCAAUGCUCAGAUUUCAUCUCUAAACACCAAGAAAACUAAUUGAUGAAAACUAUUUUACUAAAACACAUUGGUUUUGAACUCCUGUAAUCUGACCUGCAGUGCAUGCUUUCUUAUCUGUUAUCUACAAUGCAGCCUGAAGUGCAAAAUCUCACACCUCACUCUGGCCUGAAUCCUAUAGAGCAUGGCAAUGUACCCAGCCCCCACUUCUAACAUCCCUACAAAAACUAUUUUAACUCCUUCACUGCUGAUUGAAUGAUCACCUAUACUCCCUCAUAUCUGUAUUCCCUAAGACCCCAAAAAGCGGUCGCUGCACUCAGUCCCUCGCUAGUGGUUAUCCUAAAAUCACUUGGCAUCUUCAAAGGGACUGACAGGGGCUGUCGUGGAGGAAAAUCAAAACGUACAGUUCUAUAUCCUCCUGACUCUAUCACAGCCGCUCCACCAUCCUGUCUACCUACAAGCCCAAUUGAAGUGAUUCAACCUAGAAGCCACAAAAAAAACGCACUAUUAAAUCAAGGAACCUGUUUGUGUGAUCCCCAUUAGAAGACACACUGUUUCCAAAGUACAGAGCAAAAACUCAGAAUCCCAAGACUGUCCUAUCAGAUCAAUCCUGUGCAAUGCCAGAUCAAUAAGAAACAAAACAGCUAUUAUUGCCGACCUUAUUGAAUCAUGUGAAUUAGUGUGCAGUACAGAAUCGUGGCUAGAUGAGAAUGCGGGGCCUAUUCUAGAGACAGCUAUUCCAGGCAAUUACACAGUGUUCCACCGCCCAAGACAAGAUCGCAGUUAUGAUCUGUGCAAAAUCAUCCUUAAAUCCCAGACCAAUAGAAGUCCACAAACCCCAAUCUUUUAAAUGCUUAGCUGCUCAAUAGAUUGAGGAUUCUGGAUACUGUUAAUAUACAGACCCCCCAGGAGAUGGGAAGAGAUUUAUUUCAGGAACUCUCAGACCUUUUGGCUGGCUUAAUCCUUGAACACCCCAGAUGGCUUAUAUUGGGAGACUUCAACACUUGGAUUGAUGACACCCUAUCCCUGCUUGGGCAGGAUCUCCUCAGCCUGAUGAGUGCACUUGGCUUCACACAAAUAGUUGCCACUUCCACCCACAGAAAAAGUCAUACACUUGAUCUAGUGUUCCAGUCUGCACUAGAAGUGUCACCAGUAACUGUAAAUCCAGUUAUUUGGUCAGACCGCCACUCCAUUCACUUCUCAAUUGUAUCACAAUCAACCAGACCCCAGCCUCAGAACCUGGUCAAACACCGCUCAUUAAAAGGAGUGAUGCCAUUGGAUGGAACAUCACAUAUAGAUAUAAGUGAACUAAUGUGAAGACCCCAGCUCCUUAGUCCGACUCUACAACAAAACCAUGAGAGACACUCUAGAAAGCAUUGCACCAACACGCAUGUGCACUGUCAAAACCCACAACAAUGCACCGUGGUUUGAUAGCACCAUCAGAGAAUGAAGAGAACAGGCCGUAAACUUGAGAGAAAGUGGCACAGGACACAUGAUCCAGAGGAUGAAGCCGCUCUUACCAAACAUAUAAAUGAAUAUCAAUUCAAGAUAACUCAGAAAAAAUCUUAAUUUUUAUCACUCAAAAUUGCAUUCUCCCACAGUUGACCCAGGCAACUGUUUCGCACAGUAAAAAAGGUUCUGCAAACCAGCAUGCAUGCAUAUCCCCACCAACUUUUCCCAGGAUAAGUGUGAAGCAUUUGCAAUCUUGUUCAGAGACAAGAUUUCCUCAAUCCGAGCCUCUAUCACAGCAGGCCAAACCGCUACACACCAGAACCACUACAAUGGAAUGCCAGAUUGCCCCAGUUUAUGGUCCACUUUUACAAAUGUGUAUAUAAAGGGAGUUAAAAGAACCACGCAAAAGUUACACCCUGCUACGUGUGACUUAGACCCUGUUCCAACUCAGCUUAUAUCUGGAUGCAUUGGAACACUCGCCACAGCCCUCACAAAAAUAGUGCAAUGUUCACUAAAAACUGGAGACUUCCCAGAUCCUCUAAAAGAAGCUGUGCUAAAACCACUUCUAAAGAAACCCUGAUUAGACCCAGACUGCAUGGCUAAUUACAGACCAGUAUCCAACCUUCCAUUUCUGGGGAAAAUAAUUGAAAAAAUAGUGGCAACUCAACUGGAGGCCCAUCUAUCAAGCUUGAACAUAUUUGAUCCUUUCCAGUCAGGCUUCAGAUGCCGCCAGAGCACUGAAACAGUGCUAGUCCGAGUGCUAAAUGAUCUCCUUAUGGCGAGAGACAAAGAUGAUUACUCCAUCCUAAUCCUCUUUGAUCUCUCAGCUGCAUUUGACACCAUUGACCACUGGAUUUUAUUGGAGCACUUGCAGCACAUCUGUUUUCUAGGAGGCACUGUCCUUUACUGGUUUAAAUCUUUCCUCACUGGUAGGUCGCAGAGAAUAAUAUCAUGAUCAAGCUCAUCGGCACCAACAGAACUGAGCUGCAGAGUUCCACAAGGAUCCAUCUUGUCUCCCAUGCUAAUCGCAAUUUACUUGCUACCAGUGGGGGACAUCAUUAGGCGACAUUGUUACGCUGAUGACACACAACUCUACUUCUCCUUUACUCCAGAUACCACAGAUGCAACAGCAUCAACAGUUGCUUAUCAGACCUCAUAGAAUGGAUGAAUGCUAGUUGGCUUAAAGUGAACCCGGACAAAACAGAGUUACUCUUGGUGAGGGGACCCCCAGCAACAGAAAUAUCCCAUGAUCACCCAACUGGCCUGGAGCUUGGAGGCUCUGAACUCAGUUCAUCAAGGGUACGAAAUCUCGGAGUACUGAUUGACUCUAGACUUUCAUUUAAACAGCAGAUUUCCUCCGUAAUAAAAUCUGCCAAAUCUGCCUACUUUCAUCCGAAAAACAUAGCCAGGACACAACACUUAAUUCCACCGGAUGAUUUGCCAACAUUAAUCCAUGCAUUUGUAUCCUCUCGGGUAGAUAACUGUAAUGUACUUUACUUGGUCCUCCCAGAAACGAACUCCAUCGCCUUCAGACAGUACAAAAUGCAGCAGCCAGACUACUGACCAAUCAAACUCGCUCCUGCCACAUAACACCUGUUCUCCACUCCCUGCUUUGGCUUCCAAUUAAAUGGUGAACAUAUUUUAAAAUUGGCCUGCUGACCUUCAAAGCCUUAAACAAUCAAGGCCCACAGUACCUGAAAGAGCUCCUGACAUCCUACAUUCCAUCUCGUUCACUUCGGUCAGCCAGCAAAUCCCACCUGUCAGUGCCAAAAAUAAAGGCAGACUCAGGUUCCAGGGCUGCCCCUACCUUCUGGAACUCUUUACCGUGGACAAUCAGAGAGGCACCAUCCUUGCAGACUUUUUAAAAAAGCUAAGGACCCACCUCUUCCAUCAGGCAUUCAGUCCGCUCAGCUGACCUUCAGAAACUCCUAAAUUUUAUGUCUCUAUGUUUGUUUAUUUGUAAAGUUCUAUGAGUCUCACAGGGAGAAAAGUGCUGUUGGGGGCUGGCAGAAAGCUGUAACUUACCUUUCCUGCAGCUCCUGUCAGCUCCUUUCUCUCUCCUCCGGUCCGGUCAGCUCCACUGUAAGUCUUGCGAGAGCCACGGGGUCAGAGCGUUGCCACGGCACUCAGACCACGAGACUUGCAGUGGAGCUGACCAGACCAGAGGAGAGAGAAGGGAGCUGACAGGAGCUGCGGGAAAGGUAAGUUACAGCUCGCUGCCAGCCCCCCUCCUGCACAGCCAAUGCCACUGGACCACCAGGGAAUGAGAGCCCCCCUCCCUGGCCAUGAAUCAAGCAGGGAGGGGGGACGAAUAAAAAUGUAAAUAAUAAUAAAAUAUUAAUAAUAUUAAAAAAAUAAUAAUAAUAAAAUAAAAAUAUUAAUAAUAUAACAAAAAAAUUAUUAAAAUAAUAAUAAUAAUUAAAAAUAAUAAAAAUGCCCACCCCCCACCAAGGCUCUGCAUAACAUACACAAACACACUCUGCAUCACACACACACACUGCAUUCCUACACACACACAAUGCACUCAUAUACACACACACACUGCACUCAUACAUACACACACACACACUGCAUUCAUGCACACACACACUGCAUUCAUUAUAUACACACACUGUAAAUAAAUAUUCAAUUAAUAUAAUUUUAUAGGGAUCUAAUUUUAUUUAGAAAUUUACCAGUAGCUGCUGCAUUUCCCACCCUAGUCUUAUACUCGAGUCAAUACGUUUUCCCAGUUUUUGGGGGUAAAAUUAGGGGUCUCUACUUAUGUUCGGGUCGACUUAUACUCGAGUAUAUACGGUAUGAAUUCACAGUAAAAUAAGACUGAUUUAUUCCAUAUACAUAUGGCAACACAAUUUUUUUUUGAUUGGAGUCUAAUUACAUUAGUUUCACCCAAGAUGAGGAAUUGUGACUGUAUAUUAAUUUUAUGAAUGCUUAAUUAAACUUUUAGCGCUGACACGUGUAUAUAUAUUUAUAUAUAUAUAUGUACUGAAUAAGCACCUUUAAGUUUUGGUAUGUUUUCAGCUGCUUUUUAUUUUAUAGGAUUUAUACACCAAUCUUUUAACCAAUUUUUAUUAAUAUGGUAAUUUCUAUGUAUUUAUUGUUGUAAAUUUGAUCUAUACUGUGUUAUUUUGAGAUCACAUCUAACCUCUGGUUUAUUUCCCCACAAGGUAACUGUGCUCAUUUCCAAAAGGGAGGAUGGUGGUAUAAUAUGUGUGCUCACUCGAACCUCAACGGGGUGUGGUAUAGGGGUGGCCAUUACCGCAGCCGCUUCCAAGAUGGCGUUUAUUGGGCUGAAUUUCGUGGUGGUGCAUAUUCGCUUAAAAAGGUUUCCAUGUUAGUGAAACCCAAUAAAUAAUUAUUAAAAAAAAAAAAAAUCACCUUUCUAUAGACUUUACAUUCAACAUUCUGUUAUAUAUAAUAAUACUAAGAAACUUCAUUAAAUGCUGCGCUGUAAAAUAAUGCUGAGUAUCCUAAUGGACAAACUAUUUGAAAUGAAAUUAUCUGAAAUUAUAUUGACAGAUCAUGAACAAUCUAUACUGUGUAUUGCCAGCGAGUAUCUUCGCACUGAUAACAAAUAUCGAUUAUUUUUACACUGAAAAUGAAUAUAAUGUGCUGCAUAAUGUAGUGCUGUAGUAUUUUAAACCUCAUAUUAGUCAUAACUGCCUGUGUCCAGCAUCUAUACAAGACAAACACUACUUUUUUUUUUUUAUUAUUUUUAUUUUGCUCCAAAAACAUGUUUGUUUGUUUUUUUUUUUUUUUUAAUUUAUAAAAGCAUUUUAAAAAAAACAUACAGAUUUAACACCAUUUAAGACAAACUUUUAGUUUCCAAGAAAAUUGUAUAUGGAGUACGAAAGCCAAUCAGAUUGACAAACUCCUUUACAAUGAAGCAUGAUGGCAAUCCAAACAUGGCAUCUACAAUGCUUUUUUUUUUUUUUUUACGUUCAAAUUUCUACGAAAAAAGUCAAUGUUAGAAUUUGAAUCAACAAUAUGAAAAUGUUAAAGAGAACCAAUCAGGAACAUAUCUUGUGUGUAAAUCACUGUAUUCACUAGCAACAUUGUGUGCAAAGUUACAAAUUUGUAUUAAACUGUAUGUUUCUUUAAUUUUGUAUUCCUAAAUGUGCAUUUUCCUAAUGUAAGCAUUGUCCUGCCUGUGAUGUCCUGCCAAAACCAUUAUCUAGGCUUGAAAACAAAGUAAUGACUGUUUACUUUUAAUGGCAUAUCACCUGAUUGAAAGAUACAAAGUUAUAAAAUGAAUAUUGUUCGGUUCAUUUAGAGAAAAUCUUUUAGAAAUUGUGCACUCCUACACAAGUCAUAGGCUUGCAAAGCAUCAUGGGAAAUCACAACAGCUGGGACACCUCUGUUAUGAAACCUAUGUAAGUAAAGGUCUGAGGAGCUUUUCAUCAGGGCUGUUGAAAGGCACCACCACGUCAGUCAACUACAACUACCAUGAUGCUCUGCCAGACUGUAGUUUAUCCCUUAGUUCCCAUGAAAUAACAGAUAAACCCAAAGUGGUUCCUCUAACUGUACUGAAAUCUUAAAAACUUAUAAGGCCUGAUUAGAUUUGGUGUUUUAGAAAAAUGGUCCCAUAUACUGAAUGAUUGUGGUAUGAAAUAAAAAUGAUAUCACAUGUGGUAAUAAAAUGCACAAGAAACAUAGUGACCAACAGGAGCUGAUUCUCUGACAAACUUACAACAAUGAUUUGCAUACAGGUGCAUGCUUAAACAUAGAAUGCUGAUAACUCGUCCCUCUAUAUUGCACCAUACACCUAGACUUAACAAAAACAAUCACUUACAACCAGAGAGAAGAUUGUGUCUCAAAGCUUUCCCACUGCAUGCAGGUAUUCACUAUACCGAAAAUCAACAAGGGUAUAUACAGGGGAAGCAGUAAGUCCUUUUCUGGUUUAACUAUCCGAAUCUUCUCUAUCUUCAUUUAUAUCAUCCAUGAUGAUAUCAUCCAAAUCCCAUUGUGUUAGGCUUCCUUGACUCAGGCAGGUAGCCACAGUCGACCCUGUACUGAAAUGGGGUUCACUGCCAAGCAACACUUUGCAGAGAUUGUUCCUGGCCCGGCUCCUUGGGUGAACACAAAAUAGGCCAAUAACAUGAGGUUCUGUUUGGAAACAGUGAAGAAAAACAUUAUUUGUUCAGCUCUAAUUUUACCUGGUAAUUUAUUGUUGUCUACAUCAGUGUUCUGCAACCUUUUAACACCCGCGGCCUUACGAAAAGAGGAGAAAUAUUUUGCGGGCUGGCGUCAGCCAGAGAUAAAAACCAAUGGUAGGUGUGAGGGAUGCAGUGUGUGUGUGGGGUGGGGGGGUGUAGUGUGUGUGUGUGUGUGUGAGGGGUGUAGUGUAUGUGUGUGAGAGGUGCAGUGUGUGUGUGACGGGUGUAGUGUGUGUGUAUGGGAGGGCAGUGUGUGUAUGGGGGCAGUGUGUGUGAGGGGUAUAGUGUGAGUAUGGGAGGGCAGUGUGUGUGUGGGUAUGGGAACAAUGUGUGUAUGGGAGGGCAGUGUGUGUUUGGGGGGCAAUGUGUGUGGGUUUGCAGUGUGUGUGGGGGGGGGGAGGGCAGUGUGUGUGUAUGGGGGAGAAUUAUUGUGGAUCUAUGGGGUUGGAGGGUAGAUUAAUAAUUAUUUUUUUUAUUAAAAAUAUAUAUAUUUUGAUAUCCACCCUCCCUGCUUACCAUUUCCUGGGAGGGGGUGUGGUGACAUUCUGUCAUCAAACUAAUAUGGUGACCAGGGGCCAUGUGACCAAGCUCAUGUAUGCCUUUCUUACAGGGGGACAAGCUUUACCCUUUGAUAUGGUAAUUGGGUAAUUCAAUACCUUUACAAGUCAGGAGAGCGAUAACCACCUCCCCCUAUCUCCAUGCCUCUCUGUUCCUUCUUGGCUGUGCUGCAGAGCAGAUGUGAAGACACCGUGUGCUAGCAUGGUGAACCAUGUUACACUCUGUUGCUUCCUUUUCUUCCUUGGUGGAUGUGAUGUUGAACUUGCAGCAGUGAGACAUUACUAGAUGUGAAGGCCUAACCGUGGGUGAGAUCAAACGUGUGGGGUAGGGGAUUACUAUAUAGAUACUAUAUAGAUAGAUAGAUUAAAAAGGGUUGUUGCUCCGUGGGUCUGGGCUGUGUGUUUGUGAUAAAUGUAUAGUAUUGUGUUGUUGCCUUCUAAUAAAUACCUUUUAAUAUAGACGAACCUUGUGUAAUAUAUGUAUAAAUAUGUAUAUUAAUUUGGCGAUUUACCACAGGGGGGACAGUACAAGGCAAUCCCUGAUGGUCCAAGUGGUAAGAAUGAACUCCAGUAGCUCAGGCUAGAGUUCAUUUUUGCAAGAUUCGGAGCAUUAUUCAUAUGAUCAUAGCACCGGGGAAAUAUUUCACGGCAAUUGUGUGCCUCACUCUGUAGCAGUAUAGUCGAGAGAAAGCUUUCGUGGACCGGCAAUACAUUCUUGCCGUGACGGCCGUGGACCACCCGUUGAUGCCACACCCACAGAUCUCAUUCUUUCAAGAGUACCACCUUCAUCUGAUCUCACUCCAUUACAAACCAUUUUGUACUAUCCAUCAGUUGUCUAAUUUUUUUGUACUUCCUGUUUUCUUUGUUCUUUACUCCACCAGUCUGUUUUCCCUCUUACUCUCAUUGUCAGACGUUUUUAGUCCUUCACUUUAUCUCUUUUAUGAAUUUCCUGUCCCUUCAACCUUUUUUACAUAUCCAUUCUCCUCUUCUUUCCAACCCCCGUACUGUCUCUCUUUUGCACUCAUAAUUAAUCUUUCUUUCAAGUUUAUGCCUGUUCUCUCCCGGUCUACCCAGCCAAUACGUUCUCCUCCCAUCUGCCCUUUUGAAACUUGUGCAAAAGUAUAAAAGUCACUGGUGGAAUUCAACAGCUGAUUAAUUUGGAUUUCCAUUGUGAAUCUCUCACUUUUAGAACUUUGGACCACUUUUGGGUUCAUCAGUCUGCUCACCUUUUAUCCACCACUGUUAUCUUUCCUAACCCUGGCAUGCUGCCAAUUGGUGAUCCUGUUCUCCUGUUUCUUUUUAUCAUAUGUCCCUUCAAGUCCUCUAUCUCCUGGUUAUUUGAUUCCAUCUAUUUCCAGCCCCUCCAUUUCUCACCCUUGCGGUUGUAACAAUCCACAGCGUAGCAGCUGUGCUGGUUGCGAGAUCGAGGACCAGUGUUCCUGCGUGGAGGAAGAAUACGGCUGGGCAUGGUGGCACUGCUACAGUUAUAACACGGAGAGGCCACCCCAAACUGCGCGUGUCCUCUGCCAGAGAGUGGAAAAAUCGAAAAUUGUGAGAUUCAUGCUACAUGACACAGUACAAAAUUUAAUUUGGGCAGAUAUAGAAAACGUUCUGUAAAAAUGCUAGGUAUUCUGCACGUCCUGGGCGUCGGAUGAUACAAAUUCAACAUCCACAGCAUAUAUAAUAUUGCAUUUUUAGAUUCAUAAACACAGGCACACAGAUGUUGAAACACAAAUACAGAAAAAUUCCAAAAAUUAAUAUGGUUAUAGACAAAUAAAGAGUGCAGUCAUCCAUGCAUACAGAUGCAUGCACAAACACAUUCUCACACACAUGCACACACCUGCACACAUGCAUGCUUUUAGAAAAUUGAGCAGCAAACACAUGCAAAUAAUUAAAUAAAGAGAUAUGCAUGAGUAUACACACACAUACACACAAAGCAGCAUAUAUAUAUAUAAAAAUAUAUAUCAUGAAAUUUAAAAGACACAAACAAUUAAGUUUUUGAACAUUACAGUAUAUUUGAAGCAUCAGCUAAGCACUCUUAGCCAAUGAGCACGGCCCUGUAUAGGGCAAUUCUAAGAUAAGGGAAGACAUUCUAGUUCUAAUGCAGACGUCUGUAGUGGUUAUGCCUUGUGGAGUGACCCUUUAACAUCCAAGAGUGCUGGCCUGUUCCACGGCAGGCAAAGUUAUUUGGAAAGAACAUCCUUAGAUUAGCUUAACAAGACUAAUUGAUAUAUCUUACGUUACAAUUGUUUGUUAUGGUUUCUCUUGCUCCAUCAUUAUAAUGUUUAAUUUAAAGGACCACUCUAGGCACCCAGACCACUUCAGCUUAAUGAAGUGGUCUGGGUGCCAGGUCCUUCUAGGGUUAAC